AUGAUCGAUGAGAUAGAGAGCAAGACGAAAGUUGUCCCAGUAUUAGGAUUAGUAUGGGAUUUAGAAAAAGAUAGUUUGAGUUGCAAGAUCGAAGAAACAUUUAACUUGAGGGAACCUAUUACCAAAAGAAAAGUUUUGUCAAUUACCCAGAAAAUUUUUGAUCCCAUUGGCUUUACUGCACCGAUAACUGUAAUUCCUAAGCUAAUUUUGCAAGAAACAUGGAACCAGAAGAUUAAGUGGGAUGAAGAUCUUCCUCUUCCCCUAAGUGAGCAGUUUGGGACUUGGUUGAACCAAUUGCCUCUGCUAUCUCAGAUUGAAAUUCCUCGUUGGUUAAAUAUUGAUUACGAAAACGAAGAUACCGUAGUGCUCCACGUUUUUUCGGAUGCUAGUAAAAGAGCCUAUGCCACAUGUGCAUUUUUAAGAGCUGAAACCAUCGAAGGUGUAAAGGUUCAGUUAGUAAGCGCGAGAAGUCGAAUAGCCCCUAUUAAGGAACUUACGAUUCCACGGCUUGAACUUCUUUCCUGUCUGAUAGGUGCCAGGCUUGCCAAAACAAUUCUAUCAGAUUUGAAACUUAAGAAUUGUAGAACAGUGUUCUGGAGUGAUUCUUCUACAGCUUUGGGGUGGAUAAGAAGGGAUCAAGCAUGGGGUACGUUUGUUCACAAUCGAGUACAAGAAAUAAGAUCGCUUACCAGAAUAUCUGACUGGAGGCAUGUACCUGGAAGUUUAAACCCAGCGGAUCUCCCAUCGAGAGGAUGUACUAUUGAGCAAUUACAGAAAUCGGCAUGGUGGGAGGGCCCAUCGUGGCUUUACUUACCAGAAGACGAGUGGCCCCAUGUAGAAGAAAAGCCUGAUGAAGAACUUAUAAACAAGGAAAAAAAAGGAAAACGAUUCUGA
Messenger RNA from Stegodyphus dumicola, 894 nucleotides. RefSeq lists its product as uncharacterized. NCBI's taxonomy places the organism in Eukaryota, Metazoa, Arthropoda, Arachnida, Araneae, Eresidae. The record is from RefSeq and is a predicted model, not a curated record.